CGCCACAGGAGACACGCAGUCGCGGAGAAGUACACGGCGGUCCGAGAACACAGACACUCUUACAUUGGACACCAAACAUGGGCAAUUGCAUCAUUACCCCGCCGUCCCAGGUAGCCGUUAUUUCCGGCCCUGGUAAAUCUCGAAUGGUCAUCGGGGAAUGCGCGUUCCAGAAAUGGUUUAUCGAGAGCGUGGAAAUCCUAAGCCUGGAGCUGAUUACCCUCUCCGUAAAGAGCGUGGAGGCCGAGACCGUGCGAGGCGUUCGUGUAACCGUCAGCGGAACGUGCCAGGUCAAGGUGGACGCCUUCACGCACGAUGACCUGUCGCAGAACCUUCCGCAAAUCACCUUGGCGUGCCAGCACUUCCUCGGAAAGACGUCCGACCAAGUCCACCAAGCGCUUCUCAGGACCCUGGAAGGCCACCAGAGGCAGAUCCUCGGUACCCUCACCGUGGAGGAGCUGUACAAGGAUCGUGCAGCGUUCUCCCAGCGCGUGCGAGAGCACAUCAAGGAGGACCUGAACAACAUGGGUUUCGCACUCGUGUCCUACACAGUGAACCAGGUCCUCGACUCCACAGGAUACAUGGAGGCCCUCGGUGCCACUCAGACUGCACUCGUAAAGCGCGAAGCCGCGGAAGGUGAGAGCAAGAACAUGUCCGAGGCCAAGAAGCGCGUGGCCGAGAACGAGAGCUCCGCCAACAUGGCCGAGGCUACCUACCGCGCGGAAGCACACGUCGGGGUGGCCAUGGAAGACGAGAAGCGGGCCGCGGCUGACCGAGACCUGGCCAUCAAGAAGGCGGCCUACAAGGCCGAGGUCAACCACGCCGAGGCCACCGCGGCGGUAGCGUUCGACAUCGAGAAGGCCCGGCAAGGGCAGACGGUGGUGCGAGAGCAGACGAAGCAGAGGGCCGAGGAGGCCCUGGUGAUGCUGGACGUGCAGGGUACGGAGGCCCUGACGAUGCAGAAGCAGAAGGAGGGUGUCUCGAAGGCGAUGCUCAUCGAGGAGAAGAACAAGGCCGAGGCCAUCCGCGCCAAAGCCGACGCGAAAGCGCACGAGAUCAACCAAGUCGGCGUGGCAGAAGCGGCGGCCAUUCUGGCGAAGGGAGAGGCCGAGGCUAAGGUUCUCGAGCUCCGUGGUGAUGCAUUCCAGCACUUUGGAAACGCAGCGGUGGUCCAGAGCAUCGUCGACAAGCUGCCCGAUAUCGCCAGGGAGAUCGCCGCUCCUCUCGCGAAGACCGACAAGAUGGUCUUCAUCGCUGGCGAGGGCGGCGGUGCCGGCAGCCGCCUUACGCAAGACGUUGGCAACAUCCUGGCGCAACUCCCCGAAACCGUUGAGGCACUGACGGGAGUCGACAUUACGAAGGGUUUGGAGCGCUACCUUGGGGGCGGCGGGCAGGAGAGGUCUGCAGGAAGCAACGGACCCGCGGCCGGCAAGGGAUCCCCCCUCCCCCGUUCCACCGGAAAAGCGAAUUAAUGCGAACCGUGGCACAGCUCUACUCUACUCUUUUCCUGACGACGAAACAAUUGUGGUGACGGCAUCUUGGUAAAUAUUUGACCCGGAGGAGAGUACAUCUCCUGCGUGCGCAUGCGCGCACAUGUUGUUUAGACUCUUUCGUGAUGUUUUCCAGACGACAGUGUUGGGCGUUAGAGAUGUAUUGAAUGCCAUUUUCAGGAUAGAAAAGGAAGCGACAGCCUCUGUGGCCAUCUGCGGGGCGUCGGACGUUGACCGCGACUGCAAUCCUGCCUGAAGUUCGAGACUGUUGGCGUAUCGUUUUUUUUUAUUGCAAAGAGGUCGCCUUCCUGUCACGCCCCCCUGCUCGCAAUAGUCCAAGCAGCAAAGAGCGCACGUAGCUUAGCCAAUCGGGCCUCUCUUUGUGGCGUGUGCCAUAAUCGCGGAAGGGUUUGUAUUUCUGGCUCGGCAUGGAGGGUUUGUGAUGUCGUUGUGGAAGGAUACAGCGGCCCAUCUUUAUGUAUGUUUAUCGUGAAGCAACAGUACAAAAUAGUUCGAUUGCAACCCGCAGUUGGAUGCUCACCUCACACUUAAGCAAGAUUGAUUGUUGUUGUUUGGCCGUGUAACUGUCUGAUUUUCGUACAAGAUGUUGUGUUCUCCUCAGCCGAAUCGGGCGAAUACAAGAACUCUCCAACUGUUGGUAUUAUUGAUACACAAGUACCUUUUUCGAAUCGCGAUUAACACCGGGAUAAUUAAGUCUUGUAUUGUAGGAGUGUAUGAAGUACAAACUCGGGCAACAAUUCGUAGGAAGCCAAUCACUACGGGGGGAGCUCCCUUGCUGUAGAGACGUAAGAUUAUGUUGAACGGCGUGCCUUGGUUCAACGCCCUUUUCUCGAGUCACGCGUGUGUCAAGCGAGUGCCGCACUCGUGUUGCUGGUAGCUGGUUGUCUUAAUUUGUUUUUCGUCGUUGACUAUCCUCUGUGUGCGCGAUCUUACUCCGUUUUGAGUGCGCACGCGCCGCGGGGAGGCCGAUGGAUGCGGCCAGUUCGAUUAAUAUGUAGUAGCUUGCAACAGGGUUUUCAUGUUCGUUCUGCUGGGUAGAUGGGUAAGCAGUAUUUUGCCCGUGAAAACGCAACAAUCCAGUACCUCUUCAACUCGAGUUUGCAUGUAUAUACGUAGCACUGUUUGCGCCGAGACGAGUUUGGGUGGAGGCAUGCGAAGGAAGCUGAGAUUGUCAUCAUGUUCUUCUUGCGGAGUCGAAGAAGGACCGCUGGAUACAAGGUUCGAUAUGUCGCAAGAUGAAAAUGUUCAAGU
Messenger RNA from Ectocarpus siliculosus, 2759 nucleotides. The record is from the annotation of a GenBank genome assembly. Lineage: Eukaryota; Phaeophyceae; Ectocarpales; Ectocarpaceae.